AUGGAAAAUUCUAAUCAAACAUCAACUGAUUUCAUCUUAUUGGGAUUGUUUCCACCAUCAAGAAUUGGACUGUCCCUGUUCAUUCUCACUGUUCUCAUUUUCCUAAUGGCUCUGUGUGGCAAUCUGUCCAUGAUCCUUCUCAUCCUCCUGGACACCCAUCUGCACACACCCAUGUAUUUCCUCCUUAGUCAGCUCUCUCUCAUGGACCUGAACUACAUCUCUACCAUUGUCCCCAAAAUGGCUUUCAAUUUUCUGUUUGGAAAUACAUCUAUCUCCUUCUUUGGGUGUUGGAUUCAGAGCUUCUUCUUCUUAACUUUAGCAAUUGCUGAAGCCUUUCUCUUGACUUCUAUGGCCUUUGAUCAUUAUGUGGCUAUUUGCUUUCCUCUCCACUAUCCCAUUCGUAUAAACAAAAGAGUGUGUGUGCUGAUGAUAACAGGAUCUUGGACAAUGGCCUCUAUCAACUCCUGUGCCCACACUGCUUAUGCCCUCCAAAUCCCUUACUGUCGAUCCAGGGCCAUUAACCAUUUCUUCUGUGAUGUCCCAGCCAUGUUGACCCCGGCCUGCGUGGAUACCUGGGUUUAUGAGUACACAGUGUUUAUGAGCACCACUCUCUUCCUUGUGUUUCCUUUUAUUGGCAUUGCAUGUUCCUAUGGCCGGGUUCUCCUUGCUGUCUACCACACGCAGUCAGCAGAAGGGAGGAAGAAGGCCUAUUCGACCUGUAGCACCCACCUGACUGUGGUGACUUUCUAUUAUGCUCCCUUUGUUUACACUUAUCUACGCCCAAGAUUCCUCCGAUCUCCAACAGAGGACAAGGUUCUGGCUGUCUUCUACACCAUCUUGACCCCAAUGCUCAACCCCAUCAUCUACAGCCUGAGAAACAGAGAGGUGAUGGGGGCCCUGAGAAGAGUGAUUCAGAGAAUCUGUGCUGUGAAAAUGUAG
Messenger RNA from Diceros bicornis minor, 939 nucleotides. Its product is annotated as olfactory receptor 2L2-like. Bases 1 to 939 code for a protein of 312 amino acids. The transcript has a single exon. Gene Ontology annotation, biological process: G protein-coupled receptor signaling pathway. Gene Ontology annotation, cellular component: membrane. The record is from RefSeq and is a predicted model, not a curated record. NCBI's taxonomy places the organism in Eukaryota, Metazoa, Chordata, Mammalia, Perissodactyla, Rhinocerotidae. Gene Ontology annotation, molecular function: olfactory receptor activity; G protein-coupled receptor activity.